GUAAAGUAUCUGAGACCCACGAAAUUGAGCGAGCUUUUGAACAUGAAGGCGGCAUUCUUAGUCUUGAGCCUCUGGGCAACCUUGGCCUUUGCUACUGACCUCAAAGCCGUCGUGGAAAAAGCACAAGAUGAAUUAACGGAAGAGUGGCACCAAAAGGUCAAAGACGGCUUGACCACACCCGAAUCAAAGAGACGAAAAUUCACUCCAGGAUCCCGGGCCAUGAAAGACUUAAACUCUUUGGUGGGCAAGAGUGUGGCUAUUCUCGAGCAAGAGGGCGUUAAGUCAUCAGAAGGCUUGCCCUUGGUUAUUUAGUCCUUGUCUACUCGGAGGGGUUACCCUGGGGGAGGACAAGAUCCUGUCCUGGACAUUUGCCGAGGAAUCGGCCCCGACUGCGAAGAGCAGGAAAACCGACCUUUUAGGACUUUUAAUGGGACUUGCAACAACUUGAGGAACUCACUUUGGGGCUCGAUCCUGACCCCUUUCACCAGGUGGGCUACUCCGGCAUAUCAAAAUGGGAUUGACACUCCCCGAGGAGGUAUUGCUCCAUUCAUGAUUGGUCGGAAGAAACGUUCCCCCCAAAGUGUGAGCGGCUUUUUAGACCCAACGCUCGUGAAAGAAGUGAGCCCCAUCUUGUCCGUGCCCUGUUCAGGUUUCCCUGCUGGGGUGCUUCCAAAUCCCAGGUUGGUUAGUUCAACUUUCCACCCCCACCAAGACAUCCCAGAUGGAAUUGCCACCCACAUGGUGGCCAUCAUGGGGCAAUUUUUGGACCACGACAUAACAUUCACCCCUGAGGAAGAGGCGGAAGGCUGCUGUUGUGGAUCGACAGAAGAAGCUUGCUUUCCAAUCAAGGUCAAUCGGAAUGAUCCCUUCUUCAACAGACACAAAGUUGGAUGUCUUGAUUUUACGCGGUCUAUGGCAUUUUGCGAACAUUUCAGACGCCAACACCGAGAGCAAAUUAACGGUAUCACGGCCUUCGUGGACGCCUCCAACGUGUAUGGAUCGACUAAAGCUAGGGCAGAUUCGUUAAGAACACUUUCCGAUGGCUUGAUGAAGAUUUCUACCGAAGGAAUUUAUGAAAUGCUCCCAAUCAUUAACGGAUCCUACCAUGCAGGAGAUACGCGAGCAAUGGAAAAUCCGGCACUAGCCUCCAUGCACACUUUGUUCCUUCGGGAGCACAAUCGAAUUGCCGAACAACUACACAACAUGGAACCCCAUCUAGAUGAUGAAGAGAUCUACCAACGAACCAGACGCAUCGUUUCGGCUGAGAUGCAAAAUGUGGUUUACGGAGAGGAAGGCUACCUUUCUAUUGUCUUGGGGCCAGUUGCGAUGGCUCAGUAUGAUCUCGUUGUUUCUCCCAAUCCUUCAACUUAUAACCCUGAUCAAGACCCAUCAAUAAGCAAUGUUUUUGCCACAGCCGCUUAUCGAUUCGGACACUCAAUGAUUCAAGGAGUUGUAAAUAUGGUCAAUGAAGCAACUCGAGCACUUGAAAGCGAAUAUGCGCUUCAGGACAAUUUUUUCAGCCCGGCCCACUACCUGUCUUUCAACGGAGCCGGCAUGGAAAAGAUUCUUGGAGGAUUGGUCAACCAACAAGCCCAAACCUCAGACCGAUUCGUCAUCAAUGAUGUCACCAACCAUCUCUUCCCAGAACACGGGGCCUCGUUUGGCAGCGAUCUUGUGGCCCGAAAUAUUCAACGAGGCCGUGAUCACGGACUAGCCAGCUACAUGGCCUACAGAGAAUUUUGCGGGCUCGAGCCCUUUUGCAAAUGGUCGCAAAAACCUGCCGAUAUUUCUUCUGCAAAUUGGGAUAUUUUAAUGCGUUUGUACAAGAACCCACAUGACAUAGAUGUGUUUGUUGGUGGCUUGGCCGAAAGACCCAGCCAAGAUGGGCUCACGGGUCACACAUUCCAAUGCAUCAAAAGCAAGCAAUUCCAAUUCCUAAAGUACGGCGAUCGCUACUUCUUCACCCAUGCCAAUCAAGCUGGAUCCUUUAAACCUUACCAGAUAUCAAAUUUACUUCAACGAACUCUCGGGGACAUCAUUUGCGACAAUACACGGAUUGAAUCUGUUCGAAAGAACGUGUUCCUUGUGGAGUCCCCAUUGAAGAGAUGUACAGAUAGGAACCAGCUUGAAAUUGAGCUAUUCAAGGGACUGUAACUUGCGUUUUCGCGCACACAUUCGGUAAGUUUGAAAUUGAUCACCAUACAUGUAGCUGAUUUCGGUUUUGAAUAAAUGAA
Messenger RNA from Tigriopus californicus, 2234 nucleotides. RefSeq names its product chorion peroxidase-like. Gene Ontology annotation, biological process: response to oxidative stress. Gene Ontology annotation, molecular function: heme binding; peroxidase activity. Bases 550 to 2154 code for a protein of 534 amino acids. The record is from RefSeq and is a predicted model, not a curated record. Lineage: Eukaryota; Metazoa; Arthropoda; Copepoda; Harpacticoida; Harpacticidae. The transcript has 2 exons.